This is a messenger RNA of Ixodes scapularis (black-legged tick), 2136 nucleotides long. Its product is annotated as SUZ domain-containing protein 1. The record is from RefSeq and is a predicted model, not a curated record. The transcript has 3 exons. Lineage: Eukaryota; Metazoa; Arthropoda; Arachnida; Ixodida; Ixodidae. The coding region runs from base 163 to 690 and encodes 175 amino acids.
AAAAAAAGUAGGCCUAACGUUAGGCUUAUCGUUCUACGGGGGGCUUCCCUCUUUGAUUCGCUUACUUCACCGCCGACUCCCGAAGGAAAAAGAAACAACAACACAAAAAAAGAUAAAACGAGAUCUCUCCUUCUGGACCUGCCGUGUCGUUUUCCUGCUUGCAUGCCUUGUUGUGCCAUAGUUUCCGUCGUCCUGGAUUUCCUAACGCAUGCUGUCACCUUCACUCAGGUCCUGGAAAAGAAGUUGGAAAGGUUAAAGGUGAAAACGAACUCGACAAACAGCAACCACACCUCCGCGCACAACACCACCGGCAUCGGUGAACUCGCUAUGCCCCGCGUCCUGCUAGAGGACAGUGUGCGGACGCAGUACGCUCCGACAGUGAAGAUCCUCAAGCGGCCGCCGGACGGCAACCGAGCCGGCGGGAGCCCGAACGGCGCAGGCGGCGCCGAGAAAUCGCCCAGCCGACAGCCCGUGAAAACGCUGCAGCAACGCGAAGCUGAGUACGCCGAGGCCAGACUUCGGAUUCUGGGUUCGGCGCGAAGCGAGGACGACGCCCAGAAGGAGAAGAGUGGCAGCACGAGCGUCGUGAACCAGGUGGCGGGUGUGCCGCCGCCACCGACGGACCACGUGGUGCGGCAACCACAGGGGCCCGACCAGGGCUCCAACGGCUUCCAGCAGCCGCGGAGGUAGCGCCCGCCGCUCACCUUUGCCUCUGCCGCAGCGUCUUCAACGUGCUCCCUUGCCAGCCGAAGAACAAGCGAGCACCGUGUUUCCAGCAUUGGUCACGGCUCGUGUGUGUGGUUUCCGUGUUGUGCUUCUCUCCUCCCGUCCUUUCCCUUCCCAGACUUUCCGUCUUGACGCCCUCAAGACACCGUUUGUGCGACUCCAGGCCCGUGUUUUCUUCUGGGGUGACCCCUGCUUGAAUUCUCCCGUCUGUCUUUUGAGUCCCUCCCACCUGCCUUUUCUUCCCUCUGCUUUUGUAGAUUACGGAGCGACGUACAAUGUGCUUGCCUUUCUCUUCAUAGAUUUGUGUACUAUUUAUUUGCUCUGUUGGAACGAAAGAUUUAGGAGGUUACCAUGCUGACUGGACGUUCUCGGAUCGAAAACGAAACGGGUGUGCACUUGAGGGUUGCCCGUGGGGCCGAGCUUUCGUCUGCGCUGCCAAAGGACGUUCAAAACCUCCUUCCAGCUUGCAGGCUGUGCGCGCGUCGGCUGGGCAUGCCUUGCACCUCAUGCCCGUGUUACUCGACUCUUUCUCACUUUGUCUUUGGAGUGCCGCUAAUCUUGUUUGUUUGCCGUCGCAUCUUGCUCUAGGUGAAGCAGGGACUUUUUUUUUUUCUUCCACCUGACUGCUACGUGGUUUGUGCAGCUUGAACCUACUUCUGUGUCUUACCGCUUUUUCUUGCCGCCAUAUAUAUAUACACACAUAUAUAUAUAUAUAUAUAAUUAUACAUAUUUAUGUACAUAUGCAUGUGUUUGUGUACAUAGUCACAUAACUCUCUAUCUCUACGGUUGUUGAAGAAAGAGGGAAAGGAGUGUGCUGUUUGUAUUUUUGCAAUUGUGCGUAGUACCUGCAGAGUGAUGUCGUAAGCGCGUCGGUUUUCUUUGGUUAGAACCGUUAGGUUUAUACUUUAGCGAUUGACAGGAACUACUUAAUUUAGGGAAGCAACUAGCCUACAAAUUCUGACUGGGAACUUUUUUUUUCUCGUUCUGAUUUAUGGUGUAGGAUUAAAAUGAAAAAAAGUAUCAAGUGGGUCACUUGAAAGUGCUUUCACAUGCAUAGACUGUGCGAGAUAGGUUGGCCGUGGAACUCUAUUGUCGAACUUGUCCCAGGAUACAAAGUAAGCCAGUUGGUUUGCAUUUCGGAGUAACAUAUGACGUCCAGAUUGUCUCAGCCUGUUUCGUUGAAGGAAGCUGGUCUAGGUAGAAGGAAAUCAAGUGGAGGGGAAGGGCAACAACGCAUACAACCUCCAGAGAAGUAGAAGGGCUUUGAGAAACGGCUGUUUUUACUGCUAGACAAUUCUCGCUUCGUGUACAGCAUGCAGAUCAAACGGCGAUUCUGUGAGAAGAGAGUCUCCUGUUGUUACAAACUUUGUGCAUGUUCCGUCUUUGUAUAAAGGCCGUUUUUCUGCUCAG